Molecule: messenger RNA, 1779 nt
Organism: Cucumis melo (muskmelon)
Lineage: Eukaryota; Viridiplantae; Streptophyta; Magnoliopsida; Cucurbitales; Cucurbitaceae
Product: cytochrome P450 CYP72A219-like
Exons: 5
Coding region: 1-1590 (529 amino acids)
Molecular function (GO): oxidoreductase activity, acting on paired donors, with incorporation or reduction of molecular oxygen; monooxygenase activity; heme binding
Source: RefSeq, a predicted model, not a curated record
AUGUCAUAUGUUUUAGAUACGAUUUCAACUUGGUUAAUAGUAGUAAUCGUGGUUUUAUUAUCGUCAUUACUAUUAUUGGGAUGGAAAUUAGUUGAUUGGAUUUGGUUUAGGCCGAAGAAAUUGGAGAAGCUUUUAAGACAACAAGGAUUCACCGGAAAUUCUUACCGGAUUCUUUACGGCGACUUGAAGGAGAGAGCUGCCAUGAGAGAUCAAGCAAUCUCCAAGCCUAUGAACUUCUCCAAUCACAUUGCUCCACGUGUCAUUCCCUCUGUUCAUCACACCAUCCAACAUUAUGGGAAGAAUUCAUUCAUGUGGAUUGGCCCCAUCCCAAGAGUACACAUCAUGGACCCUGAACAACUUAAAACUGUGUUCUCAUUGAUCAAUGAUUACCAAAAGCCAACUGCUAGUUUGAAUCCCCUUGCCAAGUUGCUUGCUGAUGGACUUUUAAAUCAUGAAGGACACAAAUGGGUCAAACACAGAAAGAUAAUUAAUCCUGCUUUUCAUUUAGAAAAGCUUAAGGAUAUGGUACCGGCAUUCUAUCACAGCUGUGACGAGAUGAUUAGCAAAUGGGAAAGUAUGGUCUCCGUACAGGGAUCUUGUGAGUUAGAUGUAAUGCCUUACCUACAAAAUAUGACUGCUGAUGUGAUUUCUCGAACUGCAUUUGGGAGUAGCUACGAGAAAGGAAAAAAGAUCUUUAAGCUUCAAACUGAACUAGCAGAGAUGGUGAUUCGAUCUACCUUAGGGAUUUAUAUUCCAGGAUGGAGAUUUCUACCCACAAAGUCAAAUAAUAAAAUGAAUGUGAUAAGUAAAGAGAUAUCAACUUUGAUCAUGGGUAUUAUCAAUGAAAGGGAAACGUCUAUGAAGGCAGGUGAAGCUACACAAACUGACCUACUAAGCAUUCUCAUGGAAUCCAAUUUGAACGAAAUUAAACAACAUGGAAACAAUAAAGACAUUGGAAUGAGCAUAGAAGAUGUUAUUGAUGAAUGCAAACUAUUCUAUAUUGCUGGCCAAGAAACUACAGCUACAUUACUAACUUGGACGAUGGUAUUGUUGAGUUCAUACUCAGAAUGGCAAGAACGAGCAAGAGCAGAGGUCUUUGAGAUCUUUGGCAACAAAAAACCAGAUUAUGAUGGUUUAAGUCGACUAAAAGUUGUAACUAUGAUAUUGAACGAGGUUCUUAGGUUAUAUCCUCCGGUAAGUAUGUUUGGUCGUUUCAUUAAAAAAGAAACAAAACUUGGAAAAUUGACUUUACCAGCAGGAGUUAUGUUGGGCUUACCGACUGUUCUUAUCCAAUGUGAUCCUGAGUUAUGGGGAGAAGAUGCACAUGAAUUUAAGCCAGAAAGAUUUUCCGAGGGAGUUUCUAAAGCAACAAAAAAUCCAGGUGCUUUUGUACCCUUUGGUUGGGGUCCUCGAAUAUGCAUAGGACUAAACUUCGCCAUGAUUGAAGCAAAAAUGACAUUGUCAAUGAUUCUACAACGCUUCUCGCUCGAGCUUUCGUCAUCGUAUACACAUGCUCCCAUUGUUGCCAUAACAACACAACCUCAACAUGGAGCUCAUAUCAUACUACACAAACUGGAAUUAGUUACUUAAACUAAGUAUUAGCUUGCACAUUAUCAAAAGGCUGAGGAAGUUCUGUGCUUUGACUAUGUAUAAUUUCAAAUCCUUUGAGAAAAAUGUACCCACGUACGCAUGCUCUCAACUAAAUACCCUUUUCAUUGCUCAGCAGCUCCUAAAUAAACAGUUUUAAGGGUAAUGACAGCCACUCCAUUUUCUUCUCGA